Molecule: messenger RNA, 747 nt
Organism: Gymnogyps californianus (California condor)
Lineage: Eukaryota; Metazoa; Chordata; Aves; Accipitriformes; Cathartidae
Product: fibrinogen-like protein 1-like protein
Exons: 3
Coding region: 1-747 (248 amino acids)
Source: RefSeq, a predicted model, not a curated record
AUGGGGCUCCAGGCUGGGACACACCGGCUCCAUGGGAUCCUUGUCCUCCUGCCCGCCGUGGUGGGGAUGCUUCUCCUCUGUAAGAGCCCAGCGGGUGCGACCAGCUUCCAGGGGUUCCCCGCAGACUGCAGCCACCUCACCAGCAGCAGCCCCAGCGGGGUGUACGUCAUCCAGCCGGCAGGGUCUCCCCCACGCGUGGUGUGGUGCGACAUGGACACCGAAGGCAAGGGCUGGACUGUUGUCCAGAGAAACACUUACAACACCGAAAUCACAUGGAAGGAGUCCUGGACCACCUACAAGUACGGCUUCGGGAACGUGCAGGGCGAUCACUGGCUGGGCACCGAGUACCUGCACCUGCUGACGCAGCAGGGCACCUACAAGGUCCGCUUCAUCGUGCAGAAUAAAGCCAACGUCACCCAUUACGCCGAGUACGACAUCUUCAGCGUGGAGAGUGAGGCUAGCGGGUACCCGCUGCGGCUGGGCCGGUUCCUGGGCAGCGGGAAUGACUAUCUGACCAGCUAUCACGCCAGUUACGGGGGCAUACACGACAACAUGAAGUUCAGUACGGCCGACAGGGACCAGGACCAGUACAGUGGGAACUGCGCCAACAGCUACGGGGGCUGGUGGUACGACAAGUGCCAGAACAUCCUGCUCAAUGGCAAGAAGUACAUCUACUGGCCAGGAAUCUGCUCAAGUGGCAACUGCACAUCUUCCCUCAUCCUGGUCAAACCCACAGAUGUGUGCUGA